Lactuca sativa (garden lettuce) is the source of this 1254-nucleotide messenger RNA. Its product is annotated as eugenol synthase 1. The record is from RefSeq and is a predicted model, not a curated record. Lineage: Eukaryota; Viridiplantae; Streptophyta; Magnoliopsida; Asterales; Asteraceae. Gene Ontology annotation, molecular function: oxidoreductase activity.
AGGGUCUAUCUAUAAAUUCAUGCUUCUUGAGCCUCGAUCACCAUGCUUCCCAAUACGCUAUAACUACUCGCUUACUAAUCUCCACUUGCAUGCUUAAACUUAAUUGCUCCCUUUUCUAUCGUAUCCGAUCACCUGGAAAUCGUUGUCGAAGAAACAAAAUGGCGGAAAAGAGUAAGAUUUUGAUCAUCGGAGGAACUGGUUACAUCGGGAAAUUCAUCGUCGAGGCCAGUGCCAAGUCCGGCCAUCCUACUUUCCUUCUCGUCAGGGAAUCCACGCUCUCCAACCCUGCCAAAUCCUCCCUGGUCGAAUCGUUUAAGAAAUCCGGCGUUACUUUCAUCACUGGAGACUUGUAUGAUCACGCGAGUUUGGUGAAGGCGAUAAAACAGGUAGAUGUGGUGAUCUCCACGGUAGGUCACACACAACUCGGUGAUCAAGUUAAAAUCAUUGCCGCCAUUAAAGAAGCUGGUAACGUGAAGAAAUUUUACCCAUCGGAGUUCGGAAACGAUGUGGAUCGUACAAACGCCGUGGAGCCAGCCAAAUCAGCUUUUGCAAACAAGGCGCAGAUCCGCCGCGCCAUUGAAUCCGAAGGAAUCCCGCAUACCUACGUCUCUUCCAAUUGUUUUGCUGGCUAUUUCCUCCCAACAUUAGCACAGCCAGCAGCCACCGCGCCACCAAGGGAUAAAGUCGUCAUCUUAGGAGACGGAAAUGCAAAAGUGGUUUUCAAUGAGGAACAUGACAUUGGAACUUACACCAUUAAAUCCGUCGAUGACCCAAGAACUCUGAACAAAAUCGUUUACAUCAAGCCUCCUGGUAAUAUUUACUCAUUUAACGAGCUGGUGUCGUUGUGGGAGAAGAAGAUCGGGAAAAAGUUGGAGAGGGUUUAUCUUUCCGAUGAACAAGUUUUGAAGAACAUACAAGAAUCUCCAGUUCCGUUGAACGUGGUAUUGUCGAUCUCUCACUCGAUCUUUGUGAAGGGCGAUCAAACAAACUUUGAGAUCAAACCAUCAUUUGGGGUUGAAGCUUCUGAACUUUAUCCUGAUGUUAAGUACACUACAGUUGAUGAAUUUCUCAGCCGUUUCGUCUGAAAUGUCAAGCGGCGGUGGUUUCCGGUGACUGAUGGGUGGAGCUAUUAUAAAAAGUAUGGUUAUUUCGAUCAAUAGAUGGAUAUAUUUCGUGUUUGGGUGUUUUCUAUAUUUGAACUUUUUAUUUGCCAAAUAUUGAAAGAAUAAUAAGCAUUAACAAAACUUUUCCAGA